Messenger RNA from Apus apus (common swift), 1014 nucleotides. It is a transcript of the gene GPR26, whose product is annotated as G protein-coupled receptor 26. Gene Ontology annotation, cellular component: membrane. Gene Ontology annotation, molecular function: G protein-coupled receptor activity. The record is from RefSeq and is a predicted model, not a curated record. The transcript is spliced from 3 exons. Gene Ontology annotation, biological process: adenylate cyclase-activating G protein-coupled receptor signaling pathway. The coding region runs from base 1 to 1014 and encodes 337 amino acids. Lineage: Eukaryota; Metazoa; Chordata; Aves; Apodiformes; Apodidae.
AUGAGCAUCUGGGAGGUGAUCCUGGCUUUCGUGGUGGUGGUGCUGAUGCUCGUGGCCCUGCUGGCCAACGUGCUGGUGUUGAUGUGCUUCCUGUACAGCGCCGACAUCCGCAAGCAGGUCCCGGGAUUGUUCAUCCUCAACCUCACCUUCUGCAACCUGUUGAUGACUGUGUCCAACAUGCCCCUGACCUUGGCUGGGAUCAUUUACAAGAGUCAACCAGGAGGAGAUCACAUCUGCCACAUUGUGGGCUUCCUGGAGACUUUUCUCACCACGAACUCCAUGUUGAGCAUGGCAGCUUUGAGCAUUGACAGGUGGAUUGCUGUGGUCUUCCCUCUAAGUUAUCACUCCAAAAUGAGGUACAGAGAUGCUGCUCUCAUACUGAGCUACACGUGGUUACACUCGGUGUCGUUCCCGAUAGCGGCAACUUCUCUCUCCUGGGUGGGUUUCCAUCACCUCUAUGCCUCCUGCACCCUGUACAACAAGAGACCAGAGGACAGGACACAGUUUGUGAUUUUCACUGGGGUCUUUCACACUCUCAGCUUCCUCCUCUCCCUCAUAAUCUUGUGUUUCACGUAUCUAAAAGUGCUGAAGGUGGCACGGUUCCACUGUAAGCGGAUUGACGUGAUCACUAUGCAGACCCUGGUGCUGCUUGUGGACAUCCAUCCCAGUGUAAGAGAACGUUGUCUAGAAGAACAAAAGAGACGGAGGCAGCGAGCAACAAGGAAAAUAAGUACCUUUAUUGGUACUUUUAUACUCUGUUUUGCACCUUACGUAAUUACAAGACUUGUUGAAUUAUCCUCUGUGGUCCACAUCAAUUCCCACUGGGGAAUCAUUUCCAAGUGCUUAGCUUACAGCAAAGUGGUUUCAGACCCUUUUGUGUACUCUUUGCUACGGCAUCAGUACAAGAAGACAUGGAAAGACAUCAUCAACAAGAUCCUCAAGAGAAGCUCCAUCAAUUCCUCCGCCCUCACGAGCGAACCACGCAACCAGAAUAUAUUGCAGCUGAACGAGUGA